AUGGACAUCCCGAAUGCUCCGAUAAAUCCUCGAGACUCCCACGAACCGUCUCCAUCGGUGGAUGACACUUCGGCACUUCUCGACAAUAUCUUCCCAUCUACAGAAGAACGCGUUGCUGCAUCAUCACGAAAAACUCGGCAGUCCUCAAUAAGUAACAUCUUUGGAAGCCCGGUUCGCAGAAAAAUAGAUGUUGAUGAAUGGGUACAGGAAGGACGUGGAAAAUACACCAGAGAGGCUGUCGUGAUGUUUGAGAAGGUUCAAGAGGAAGAACAGAGGCUUAAACUGCAAAGGUUGUCAGAGAGUGGUGGCAUUGAAUGGGUGAAUCUGGGUGGACAGUUCAAGAUUAAAACGUGGUUCAGCGGCAACUAUCCCGCGGAAUAUUCCGGUCUGAAAACUAUAUAUGUUUGUGAUGGUUGUUUCUCAUACUUCAGCCAUGAACCAUCUCAGAUACGACACAUGGUAAGUACUGAUUUUCUCAACCAAAACAAGUCAUUGCAGUACCAACUGUUUGAAUUUUCCUUGAUCCGUUCCAUUUCCGGAAAUCGUUUUUCCUUUUGUUAG
This is a messenger RNA of Cooperia oncophora, 561 nucleotides long. Lineage: Eukaryota; Metazoa; Nematoda; Chromadorea; Rhabditida; Trichostrongylidae. The record is from the annotation of a GenBank genome assembly.